Messenger RNA from Agrilus planipennis (emerald ash borer), 1641 nucleotides. RefSeq names its product nucleosomal histone kinase 1-like. Gene Ontology annotation, cellular component: cytoplasm; nucleus. The transcript has 6 exons. The coding region runs from base 164 to 1486 and encodes 440 amino acids. The record is from RefSeq and is a predicted model, not a curated record. NCBI's taxonomy places the organism in Eukaryota, Metazoa, Arthropoda, Insecta, Coleoptera, Buprestidae. Gene Ontology annotation, biological process: signal transduction; peptidyl-serine phosphorylation. Gene Ontology annotation, molecular function: protein serine/threonine kinase activity; ATP binding.
UUUUAAUUUUAUAACCCAACUUUUACUCAUAACAACAUGAACAUAACCAUAUAAUUCUGCAUACUGUACUUGUUAUCUGCUAACUGUUUUAUAAAGCCAUCAAACUAAUAUUUUGUAAUUGUUAUUGUUAAGUUCUUCUUUUGUCUUAAGUGUAGUGUUAUUAAUGGCUAAAUUAGUGAAAAAACCUAGAAAAAAUGGAUAUAAGUUGCCUGAUCCCUUACCAUUAGGCGAGAUAUUGGAAGACAUUAACAAAAAAAAGUGGAUAUUAGGACCGUCUAUAGGAAAAGGUGGUUUUGGAGAAAUAUAUUCAGCAAGAGAGUAUACGGAAUCUUCUAAACCAUCAAAACAGUAUCCUUAUGUUAUUAAAAUUGAACCUCAUGCUAACGGUCCCCUUUUUGUAGAAAUGCAUUUUUAUAUGCGUAAUGCAAAGCCAGAUGAAGUUUUAGUCGACGCUUUUCGAUUGUCAAAAAAAAUGCACCACUUUGGCAUGCCCAAGUACAUCGCAUCAGGCUCACAUCAACAUGACAAACAGAAGUACCGAUUUUUAGUAAUGGAAAAGUUUGGUAGUGAUAUAUGGAAGCUGUUCCUUGAAAACAACCGUAAAUUCCCUCCAGUUACAGUUUUUAAAUUAGGCAUUCAAAUAUUAGAUGUUUUAGAAUAUAUUCACAGCAAAGGCUAUGUACAUGCUGAUAUAAAAGGGGCUAAUAUUCUACUUGGGGAAGAUUCCAAAAACCCUAAACAAGUCUAUUUGGUUGAUUUUGGUUUGGCUUCACACUUUUCUUCACUAUUGAAACCAGAUCCCAAAAAGGCUCACAAUGGAACAAUUGAAUAUACUAGUCGUGAUGCCCAUUUAGGAGUUCAAACUAGAAGGGGAGAUUUAGAAAUUCUAGCAUAUAAUUUAAUUCAGUGGUUAGGAUGUCGUUUACCAUGGGAAGAAAAUUUAGACCCAGCCUCUGUUCAAAAUAGCAAAAACCAAUACAUGAAUGACAUUGAACAGUUUUUGAAGACAUGUUUUAAAAAUGAAAAAGUACCAAAAACAGUUGCAAACAUAUUGAAAUAUAUAACUUCUCUAGAAGUAGGUGAUACACCAGAUUAUGAACAUUUAAGAAAAAUAUUAGCUGAUGGUAUUAAAGCUGAAAGUGGAUCUCUAAAAGAUCCUCUAGAAUUUAACUUAAGUAAAAAGACUCCAGUUAAAAGGAAAGCUGCAAGAAUUUCUGGCUCUAACAGCAGCAAUGUAGGAGAAAAAAAAGGAAAUGAUAAAGUAGUAUCUAAACUGGUUAGAAAAAACACAAAAAAAGUAAGAUCUGCAAAGCCCAAGGAAGAGAAAUCGGCAACGGAAGAUCUCAAUGGGAGCCAAAUAUUAACCCAAGAAAUGAAAAGACUGAAAGAAAAAAUUGAAAUGAAAAAGGCAAAUAAAAAAACAAAGGUAACUAAAGUAAAUCAUGGUAGGAAUUUACGUAGCAGUAAUGGUCAUGAAGAUAAUUAAACUAUUCUUUAUUUAAAACUUAUCACUAUUUUAAAAACUUAAAAUAUUCAUGGAAGGCUGAAUCUUUACUAUUGACGAAUAUUAUUCCUUAUUAAUGGUUUUUUCAGUAUUUUGCAAAUAUUAAUUAAAAUCAAGUUAGAAUUAAUAUGUACUGU